CUGACUCCACUUUCUCGGUUGUUUAGCAUCAAUUCUACCUUUACUUCAGUGAUAAGUGACAAAUCAUACCAUCUUGACCAAGAGAUAGACAUGAAAUUCUUAUACCUCAUUCUCAGUCACCUUUAUAAAUGAACGUGAAUCUAAAGAUAUAUAUUUGAAUUUUACGUAUUUUUAUUACCUUGGUCAACCCUGACUCCUAACCACAAAAGUUUCAUUUGUUUUCUUUCUCUAGGUGGAAUAUGUAUUUACGGAUAAAACUGGAACACUGACAGAAAAUGAGAUGCAGUUUCGAGAAUGUUCAAUUAAUGGCCUGAAAUACCAAGAAAUCAAUGGUAAACUUGUACCUGAAGGACCAAGCCCAGACUCCACAGAAGCAGACGUGCCUUUCCUUGGUAGUUUAUCCCAUCUCAGCAACUCAGCCCAUCUUACAGCCACUUCUCUUAGGACCAGUCCUGAAAGUGAAACUGAGCUAAUCAAAGAACACGAUCUGUUCUUUAAAGCAGUCAGUCUUUGCCAUACUGUACAGAUCAGCAAUGUUCAAACUGACGGCAUUGGGGAUGGUCCCUGGCAGCCCAACCUGGCACCUGCACAGCUGGAGUACUAUGCAUCUUCACCAGAUGAAAAGGCUCUGGUGGAAGCUGCAGCAAGAGCUGGUAUUAUAUUUGUAGGCAUUUCUGAAGAAACUAUGGAGGUUAAAGUACUUGGGAGAUUGGAAAGGUAA
Messenger RNA from Mus pahari (shrew mouse), 721 nucleotides. RefSeq names its product probable phospholipid-transporting ATPase IF. Gene Ontology annotation, biological process: phospholipid translocation. Gene Ontology annotation, cellular component: endoplasmic reticulum; plasma membrane; trans-Golgi network. NCBI's taxonomy places the organism in Eukaryota, Metazoa, Chordata, Mammalia, Rodentia, Muridae. The coding region runs from base 281 to 721 and encodes 146 amino acids. The record is from RefSeq and is a predicted model, not a curated record. Gene Ontology annotation, molecular function: ATPase-coupled intramembrane lipid carrier activity; nucleotide binding. The transcript is spliced from 3 exons.